Messenger RNA from Eimeria necatrix, 20082 nucleotides. RefSeq lists its product as hypothetical. The record is from RefSeq and is a predicted model, not a curated record. Gene Ontology annotation, cellular component: SWI/SNF complex; nucleus. NCBI's taxonomy places the organism in Eukaryota, Apicomplexa, Conoidasida, Eucoccidiorida, Eimeriidae. The transcript has 19 exons. Bases 1 to 20082 code for a protein of 6693 amino acids. Gene Ontology annotation, molecular function: transcription coregulator activity. Gene Ontology annotation, biological process: regulation of transcription by RNA polymerase II.
AUGGCAGCAGCACUGAUAUCGGUGCUGAACGAGGCGGCGGGGGAGUACGUGGAGGGCCUGGACCGGAGCCAGCUGGACUUCUCGGGGGCGCUGAGUGGGAAAGUGCUGCUGCGGCAUCUGCAGCUGAAGCAAAAAGUGUUUGAAGUGCUGCCGCUGCCAGCAGCAGCAGAGUUCAACUACAUAGGGCUGGUGCAGCUGGACUUGCCGGUGUACUCGCUGGGGACUUCGCCGAUUUUAGCCGAAGUCGGAGACGUGCUGCUGCUGCUGUCGGUGGAGGCCAGCGAGCGCUGGGACGCGGAGGAGUUCCUGCUGCAGUACCAGCAGCAAAAGGCAGCAGCACUUGCUGCUGGCGAGUACAAGGCCCUCUUCUCUUCGCUCGAAAGGGGCCUUUUGUGGCAGCUGCUCCUCAAACUCCUCUCCAGCUUCACCGCCAGACUCUCCAACGUCCACAUCCGCAUUGAAGACCGCUGCAGCCUCAGCAGCAGGCCCUUCGCGCUGGGCCUUUGCCUCAAGACUGCGGUGCUGCAUGCAGCCCCGCGGGGGGUGGACUUCUCCGAGCGGGGGGUUUGCAGGGCUGGCGGGGGCCUCGCGGAGGACACUUUCUUCAAAGUUGUUUCCGUCGAAGGACUUGGCAUUUAUGUCGACUCUCUCGCGGUCCCGGCCUCGCUCUCCCCGGCCUUUUCUCCCGCGGCCAACGACAGGGCGCGGGGCCCCCGCGGGGGCCCCCGCCGCCACCGCAGGGGCCCCCAGGGGGCCCCGGGGGGCCCCCAGGGCGCGCCGGGGGGCCCCGCGGGGCCCCCGAGGCCCACGACGCCCGGGGGGGGCCCCCGCAGCUACAACGAAGCCUGCAGAGAGGCCUAUGAGGCCAUCACUGCGCAGGUGCUGCAGGAAGAAACUGCAGCGGGAGAAUUCAGCCCCCCGGCCAGAAACCGCAGGGACUCUGCACUCAGUCUUUUUGCUGCUACGGGCCCCUGGGGCCUCGCCGCGGGCCAGGGGCCCCAGCAGCAGCAGUGCCCUGGGGUUUCUUCCUUUUGCUGCAGCGAGGGCCACUCGGAGUCCCCCACUUGGGCUGAGGCUGGACUGAGUCCGCCACGCGCAGCAGCAGACAGCAACCCCAGCAGCAGCAGCAGCGACAACAGCAACGGCAGCAGCAACAGCAGCAACAGCAGCAACAGCAGCACCAGCAGCACCAGCAGCAACAGCAGGACCCGCGUCAGGACCGCCAACAGGUGCUGCUGCAACGCCAGCAGCAGCUUCGAGGAAGACGCUGCAAGCAGCAACGGGACAAACAAAAAAGAAUGCCUCCCUCCAGAACAGACGGAGAGCUGGGUCCCCCUGCUGCGCCGCUACUACCGCGGCAACUCGGCAGCCGACGCUGCUGCUGCCAGUGCUGCUGCUGCUGCUGCUGCUGCAGCGGAUGCUGCAGCAGCAGGCAGCAGCUGCCUCCACGAGUCUAAAGAGUCACUCGAGAUCCUCAGCUUCGCUCGCAUCAGCGAGGCCAAGUCAUUUCUUAGCGGGGAUACCCAAAGACGCUUUCAGGGGGCCCCCCAGGGCUCGGGAGAGGGGCCCCGGGGGCCCCCCUUCAAAGAGCUGCGGCGGCCUUCUUUUCUGCCUCCCAUUAACCGCGAGCUCACAGCAGAACUCUCUCAGCGGCAGCAGCAGGGAGCAGCAGCAGCAGCAGCAGCAGAGGGUGCUGCAGCGGGAGAAAGAGCUGCUUUGAGAGGCCGCAGCAGCUCAGCAGACCCCUACGGCCAGCACGCCCGAGGAGAGAGCAGCAGCAGCGAAAACAGCAGCAACAUUCCAGAAGCAGACGCAGCAGACGCAGCAGCAGAAGAAGACUUCUACGAUGCAGAAGAUUCCCCGUCUGAGAGAGCAGCAGCAGCAGCAGCAGCGGCAGCAGCGGCGCGGAGGCAGCCUUCAGCUGCUUCCUUGAGUGCGCAGCAACAGCAGCAGCAACAGCAAGAGCAGCAGCAGCAGCAGCAGCAGCCAAAGAAGGCCGACCGCAUGCAGCCGCUAGACAAGGAGAAACUGAAUGAGUUCAGGGAGUUUCUUUCUCUGCUGUGGGAUAUUCCCCACGAAUACGUUUUGUCUCCAGACACUUUUAGAGGCCAGGGGAAGUUGUUUUUGACGCUGGUGCCGACGCUGCCGCCGGACGGCCCUUUGGAGAGGUGCUGGAGCCCUUGGGGGCAGCAGCGGGAGGCGGAGCGCAACGCAGCAGAAAAGGCAGCAGCAAGUUUGCCAUCUUGCACUUUCUUUUUAACUCUUCCGGGAGUCAAACUCACUUUCGAGGCCAUGCAGGCCCUCCAGCUCUGGAAGUGGCUCGAGUUCUGCUUCAUUCUCUACGGGGCCUGGCAGGCGGGCCUUUUGGGCACUUUGGAGAAGGCCAGAGCCUCCCCUGGAGAUACUCAAAGGUAUUUGCUUUGCUGGCCAGUUAAGCUGCUGCGCUGCCCGCAGCCAGUGGCUGUGCUGCGGGACGCAGAGCGGCUGCUGGUGUCUCAAGACGACGCGGAGUUGGCCUCGAAGAAGGAGACGGACGUGCCCGUGCACCAGCCCAAGCAGCAGCAGCAGCAGGAGCAGCAGCAGCAGCAGCAGCAGCAGCGCGAGCACCGCCAGCAGCUGCUCUGCCCCGACGAACAGCAGCAGGAAGGCGACGAGGACGUCCUGGAGGGUCUGGACACGCUCGAGGCCAUCGACGCCUUCUGCGCCUCUUUUGAAGAAAGACAUUCGCUGCAGACCAUUUGCGUGCUGCGGGCGAAGGCGCUGAAGCGGCUGGUGGCCCUGCGAGAGCUGCUGGCUUCGCGGGAAGAAAGACAAAGCAGCUGGAGGCGGGCGUGGCAGUGGCUGACUUGCGGGCUUUUCAACAAGCAGCAAAGUCUGGACUUUGCUGCUGCUCAGGGAGACCCCCGGAAGCUGGCUUCAGCCAGCGCCAGCAUUGUGCAGGGCCUGAUUGAGUGGGCUGAAGCACAGCAGCAGCAGCAGCAGCAGCAGCAAAUGGGGGGGGCGAGAAGCAGAGAGUUAAUUGCACAAAAGGGCUUCAUAGCCGAACUUUGGGGGGAUCUGCAGAACGGCGUGGGGUCUUCGCGUCUGCGGCAAGUGCGGGAGCACUUCUUCUCAGUGGACUUCGCGCUGGACUUGGCCCUCUCUGAACUCCAAGUCCUCGUAGUCUGCGAAGGCCGCGGAGUUGCUGUGCCCCCCCCCCGCUACGGCCAGCGCCUCCUGGCCCUCGAAUGCGCCUGUCUUCAUUACCACCUCCAAAUUGGAGUCACUGGAGACCAGACCCUCAGCAUGGACGUCGAAGUAUACCCGACGACGGUGCUGACGGUGGCUCGGGACUUGGAGAGCAGCUUGACCCCGCCGGAAGUGUCCGUGCUGCUGCUACUGGAGCCUUCUCAGCAAAAGACGAAGCGGAGGCGAAAAGGAAAUGCCUUUUUCGAUGUGCUGCAGAAGGUUUUGGGGAGGGCCGAGGACUCAGCAGCAGAUGCGCAGGACUUGGGCUCUGCAGCAGCGAGGCUGGGGGCUGCAGCAGGAGGUGCAGCAGGAGGCGCGGAGGGCGCGGGCGGCGAAGUCCCGCAGGGCGGCCGGGCCCCGAUGGGGCCCGCAGCUGCUGGGAAAGUCGCAGCAGCAGCAGCAGCCACCGCAAGUGCUGCUGCUGCUGCAGUGGAGGAAGUUUCCCGGACCGGAGGCGCGCGAGACUUUCGCAAGAAACUGGACUCCUUAAGAGCCUGGAGCCCCGGAGUCUACUUGCGCAUGGACUCGCAGCUAUUUCGCACUUUGCAUGCACCUGACAUGCGUUUGCUGCUGCACUCUUGUGCAGGAAUUGUGGUGGUGGUCAGCCCCCAGCGCUGCCUGCUUGUCUUGGGCGAAAGCCUCAACCUCCUCGACGCCGCAAGAACCAAAGACCUCCUCCUGUCUUCCAAUAUACAACGCGCAGCGCUGCUGCGGCAGGGAGAGGCGUUUUGCUCAGCCGUGGCUGCAGGAGAUAUCCAGCACCCGAAUUUGCUGCUGGACAUGGAGCUGCAAAAGACUGUUUCUUUUGUUAUACCCCGACUGGCCUCGCACUUGGAGUGCGAAGGGCUGCAGGUGGACUUGGGCAGCCUCAAGGCCAAGUCUUUGCUGCAGCCCAGGAGGCUGAGCUACCCCCCCAGCAUGGACGUUGCUGCUCUCCUUGACUCAUACUCUUGCGAACUCGCUGGACUGACGGUGGCGAGGACUUCCUCCUGCAGCAAGGACUUGCUGCGUCUGCAGAUGUUCCUGGGGGGCGUCGUUGUGCCUUUCCCCCGCCGGCUCAGCAGCUUGCUGCAGCUUUCAGCAGCAGCAGCAGCAGCAGCAACUGCAGGAGGGAACCCUUGGGUGCCGCAGCAGCAGCCAGCCGGCGACCCGCCAGGCCACGCGGAAGCAGACGGGGAGCCUGCUGCUGCUGCGGCGCACCCACGGUUGCCGGGAGCAGCAGCAGGAAGCAGCCAGCAGCAGCCGAAGGGGACCAAGCAGCAAGAGGCCGGCGCAGCAGCAACAGCAGCAGCAGCAGAGGGCCCCACAACCGAGUUCACCCACAAACGAAGGGGGGCCCCCAGUGGCUCUUAUUUGGUUCGCCCUGUAGACACCAGCGCUUUGUGUCUCAAAGUGGCCCACGACAAACACAGGCCGGGCCUUCCGGCUUUCCACGUGGACAUAAUUCAAGAGAGCAUUGCGGUGUUUGUCUCGCAACACGACAUAGAGUUGUUGGCGAACAUAGCAGCAGAGUCUCUGGAGAUUUUUUAUUCCUAUUCUCCCCGACUUGACGCAAUUUUCAGAGACGCCGCAGCGCAGCAGGCGGCGCUGGACGCGUGCAUAGUGCAGCAGAUGGAGGCGAAGUGCGUGGAGCUGGAGCAGCAGCAGCGGCAGCAGCAGCAGCUGCUGCAGCAGCAGCGGGAGGGCGAGGCCGUGGAGAGGAAGGCCUCGCGCCCAGAAGAAGAGACUGUUGUUUCCUCAAUUGCUGCUGCGGGAGUGGACCACACCACUGCCCUCGUGGGCACCCAGCUGGCCCUCAGCAGGGCCAGGGCCCAGGAGGCCCUUGUGUCUGCUUCAGUCACUCUGGCCAACAGCCAGCAGGGGGACAUGUCUUUGGAAAUUCACUGUGUCUUGGCUGGCUUGCGGCUGUCGCUGCUGCGCAGGGGCCCCACAAUUAGUUUCAAGGAGGCCCCCCGCGACUGCAGCGCAGCAGCAGCGCCCGCCGCCGACCACGAAGACACUGACUCCCUCGCCCCUGCUGCAGCAGCCGCAGCUGCGGCCGCCACAGCAGCAGCAGCAGCAGCGGGCGGCUCCCACGCUGCUGCGCCCCCGGGCGGGGCCUCGGGGGCCCCCCGCAGCAGCCAGGCCAAGUCCGCGUCUCUGCAGAGGACCCACCGGAGCCGACGGUGGCAGAACGACACCCUGUCAGCAGCAGCAGCAGCAGCAGCGGGGCCCGCAGCAGCAGCUCCGGGCGCCGCAGCAGCAGGCGGGGGCUACUUUGGGAGCCUGGCGCACACUGCCGUGUCUGCUGCAGAGGGCCUGGCGGCGCAGCAGCGCGCAGCGUCGCUGCUGUCGGGGGAGGGGGCCCCCGAAGGGGCCCCCCUGGCCGCAGCAGCGGGGCCCCUGGGGCCGCUCCUGGCAGGCAGCUGCAGCAGCUGGCUGGCGGCCUGCCUGCCGCUGACCGAGCCCUGCACCGGCAAGGCCUACAGGCCGUACCAAACGGUCAGUCCACUGGUCACUCUGCUGCUGGGCGAGUGCUUCAUAGAAGCAGUGACUUCUACUGAGGGGCUGGCCCACGUGCAUGUGGCUUUGGAGGGUGUGGAGCUGCGGGACGACACCAACAUAGCCCCGCUGUGCCUGUCUUCGUUGUACCUGGGUUCGGGGGCCCCCGAGGCCCCCCAGCCGGGCUCAGGGCCCUUCGGGGGGGCCCCCCACUUCGGCUCCGCCUCUGCAGCAGAGCUGAGGGCCCCCGACUGCAGCAGCUCCGAGCGAGGCCGCCGCGCCUCCGCCUUCAGAGCUGCGGGCCCCACAGCUUCGCAGCGCAAAAGCAGCGCAGUGGAGCAGCACUUGGCCAACAGCCAGCUGCUGUUUGCGGAAAAUAAGCUUUCCACCAAGAGGCUGGACAGGGCCCGCACUUCCGUGUUGGUUGCGGAGGCCAGGGCGGUGAUGCCGGAGAAGCAGCAGCAGCAGCAGCAGCAGCAGCAGCGGGGGAGAAGCGCCAGCAGGGAAGCAAUGUCCGACGGGCUGUCGCACGAAGAGGCGGCGGGGUCGCGGCGCUCGUCCGGGGCCAACCGCAGAAGCAGCGGCGGCAGCAGCAGCAGCAGCAGCGCGUGCCCGCUGCUGCUGUGCUGCCCCCCGCGGCCGCACCUGGAAGUGCGCCUUCGGGGCAACGCCAUGGAGGAAACUGUGGACACUGUUGUGUCUCUUUCGAAAGCCCGUUUCGUUCUUGUCUGGGAAGUUCUUUACGAAGUGCUGCAGGUGGCCAGCCAGCUUUCUGAAGAGCUGCCAACUUUCCAGCAGCCGCCGCAGCAGCUGCAGCCCCCGCCUUCCCCCACCUGGGGCUCUCUGCAGCAGCCCGCGCAGGGGCUGCAGCAGCAGCAGCAGCAGCAGCGCGGGGGCGGCGCGGCUUCGCAGCUGCGGCCCGAGGAGCAGCUGGAGUCCAUAGUGCAGCGGCUGCUGCUGGCCCGCAGCAGGUGCAUCUCCAGGCAGCAGCUAAGCAGAAACCCCAGUGUUGCCACUACGGACAGCCGCUGGUUUAGUCUUGCGGGAGGAGACGAUCCCAGGGACUCUCACGGGGCCUCGGGCUUCGUGUCUGCCCCUCCGGCUUCCGGCGCGGACCCCGCGCUGCAGCUGCAGCCGCCGUCCCAAGCCGCAGCAGCAGCAGCAGCAGCAGCGUCGUCCCCAGCAGCAACGCCUCCGCCCGCACCCUCAGCAGCAGCAGCAGCAGCGGGGAGCUCGAGGGCCCCUUCGGCCUCGUUCCAGGGCCUGGGGGAGUUCCCGGUGCUGCCGUCGACGCGGUUCACCUUUGAAGCCUCCGGGAGCCAGCUGGAGCAGCAGCAGCAGCAGCAGCAGCAGCAGCAGCAGGCGGAGCUGCCGGAGGCGCUGCCGCAGUGGGUGCCGCUGGAGAGCGGGGGGGCCUCGAGCCUGUUCGACAACGGGCGGCUGCUGCGGGCCAUUGAAGAGUCCCGCUUCGGCGCUGUGGAGGAAGAGGGCCCCUGCGACUUCACAGAGUGCGAGGGCGAGAGCCGCAGCCGCAGCGCCUUCGCAGGGUCUGCUGUGUCUUUGCUGCAGCAGGCGGGCCGCUGGGCGCUGCCCAGCAGUGCGUUUGCUGCGGGCGAGAGCGUGCGGGCCGUGGGCUGCGCGGGGGCCCCCGAGGCCUUCAACAGCUGCUUCCGCCUCCCCAAGCUGCAGCUGCGGCUGCGCAUGCAGCAAGCUGAGGUGUGGUUUCCCACGGAGCCGGUGCGAAUGCCUUUUGAGGCGGAGGCCGAGGGGCCCCCUGCUGCAGGCCGCCGCAGCGCGACCUCUGCGGGGGGCUCCCUCGCCUCCCACAGCGAGCGCAGGAGGCAGCAGCAGCAGCAGCAGCAGCAGCAGCAGGCCGACGCCGCAGACGGCGACGCCGCCAGGGGCCCCGGACUCCUCGCUGCUGUCGGCGGGGCUGCCCUUCCCCUGGGGGGCCUCGCUGCAGCCCCGGCGGGGGCCCUCAGCAAAAAAGGAAGACACCUUUUAAAUAGACUUCGCUUCGACCAUGUGGGGUCCACUGACAGCAGGGGCCCCCCCACGGACACGGGCACCAGCGCGGGCUUCAUGGGGCGCCGCCGCAAGGGCGAGACGCAGCAGCAGCUGCUGCACCACUUCAUCCCCGAGAACUUUGCUGCAGGUCCUGGGAUCGUUCCCGGGAUCGUCUCCGGCCUCGCCUCCGCUGCUGCUGGGAUCUCCAGCGCGACUGCAAAGGGGCGCAGGGCCCUUCUGGGGGGCGCCCGCAGCACCACGGGGCUGCAGCAGCAGCAGCUGCUGCUGUACAACAGCAGCACCCUCGGCAGCAGCGGCAAGAGGUUCAGCCCGCGCCUGCAGCGGGUCACUGCAGCAGACUACUGGAGGGGCCUCAAGAGGCUGGUAGUUCGAAGCCAGAGAGCCACUCCCGAGGGGACAGCAGCAAUUGCAGCUUGUGCUGCUCGGGUGCCCAAGCUGAUCGCCGUGUCUGCGGCCUUCGAAGUCUCCGUAGCCUGCUUCUCGCUGCAGCGCCAGCAGCAGCAGCAGCAGCAGCAGCAACAGCAGCAGCAGCAGCAGCAGCAGGAGGGCGAUUUGGAGGGCGGUCGGGAGCGGGAAGAGGCAAUGAUAACGGAGCUGGAGUGCGCGCGGCAAAUGGAAAGAAGCGGAGAAGGGCUGCUGCAGUGGCUGUCUCCUUACUGCCCCUGUUUGCUGCGCGUGGGCUUUUCAGUCUCCAACUUGUGUGCUGUUACUACGCAGCCGGAGCUGCUGUCGCCGCUGCUGCCGUGCGCAGUGGCCUGGGAGCCGCUGCGGCUGCACAGCCCGCUGCUGGCCCCCACGCGGCUGCAGCUGCUGGCCACAGUUUGUUUGCCUUCUGCUGCAGCUCUCAGCGAGCGCAUUUGUGGCAUAAGUCCCGAAGCUGCUGCUGCCAUUCGCCGCCGCUACGGCAUUCUGAGGGCCCCCGAGCCUGAGGGCCUUUGUCUCAGCUUCACAGCUGAGCCCGUGUUGCUUACUCUUGACACUCUUUCGGUGGUUUUGGCUUACCAGCUGCUGUCCAUUUCGGGGGCCCUUGCUGCUGCUGCUGCCAGCCUCUUCCCCGCGGCCCCCUCUUCUCCGGAGGAGCUCCGCGCAGCAGCAGCAGACAUGUCCGACACCCUCACAAGUGCUGCCAAGUCCUUCCCCGCUGCAGCGGGGCAGCAGCGGCACGCUGCUUCAGGGGGGCCCCUCUCUGCUGCUACUGCGCCCGAGGGCUAUGGCCAUCUGGGGUACUCGGGGGCAGAGGAAGACCCGCAGGGCCCCCGGGGGCCCCUGCGGGGGCUCAACCCGGUCCUCGAGAGCUUCAUGGCGGAGCAGCAGCACGAGCAGCUGCAGCAGCAGCAGCGGCAGCAGCAGCAACAGCAGCGCCGAGCCUCCAGCAGGGACAUGCCCUCCCCGCCGCCCUACCCAGCAGAUCUCGCCGGCGAGGGGCCCCUGGGACUCCACUGGGGGGCCCCCCCGGAGGAAGACCUCGAAAGAGUCCCAGUGCCCACAGCAGCAGAGGCCCUCGAGGGCUUGCUGCACACCACUGCGGUGGCCUUCGAAGUAUCUGGGGAAUUGUUUCGAGUCUCCUUGUGGGACACUUUCAGCGUGAGCCGCAAGUGCUGCUUCGCACUGACUGUAGAAGACCUGGAGCUGCGGGGGGCCUCGAGGCCCCGCUGCACAGAGACGAUCCCACUCGAUCCCGGGACCACAACUCUUGCUGCAUGCGCAGACCCCCUCGUCAAAGCCUGCUGCGCGGUGCUGCAGCACGAGGAGCUCUGCGCCCGCCACCAGAGGCUGCGGCGCAGAUACAUGCACGUGCAGGCCCCCAUCAAGCGAAAGGACAGCAGAAGCGGCUCCACCCAGCAGCAGCAGCAGCAGCAGCAGCAGCAGCAGCAGCCGCAGCGGGGAGAGACGGCAGGGGGGGCGAGACCCUACCUGAACACCACGCGCUCCUUCUUCAGCCAGGACUCCGAUGGGGAGGGCCACACGGGGGCCCCGGCGGGGGGCCCCACGGGGGCCCCCACGCCGCUGAGGGGCCCCUCGGGGGGGCCCCUGCUGCCAAAGGACUCACUGCUUUCGCUGGCGUCGAGCCGCCAGGAACGGCGGAAGGAACGGAGGCAGCAGCUGCAGCAGCAGCUGCAGCAGGAGCUGCAGCAGGAAAACCUUGGGCCGCGCUCGCUGUCCCGCGGACUGCGGAGCAUGGCCUCGGCCUCUCUGACGGGGAACUCCCGGAGGCGGCAAGGAGAAAAAGAAAAAGAAAAAGAAAAGAGCAGAAGCAAAGACAGAGGCGGCAGCAGCCUCGAAAGGCUGCAAACUAGUGAGACUCUGCAGGCCCUGCCCUUCACCGAAGCCCGAAGAGAAGUCACCGGCAGCGACCUCGCCUCUGCGUGGUCCACUGGCGACAUUUCGUGGCGGCUUUGGCGGGACUUCGAGGAGCAGCAGGAGCGGCAGCAGCACCGGCCUGCGAAUCUGCACAGCGGCCAGCAGCAGCACGGGCAGCAGCUGCCCGGCGAGGCGGGCUUCACCAUGUCUGCCGGCUUCGCCUCCGACCCGGGCCUCGCCACGCUCGUGUCUGCUGCUGCCAACCCGCAGCAGCAGCAGCAGCAGCAGCAGCAGCAGGCGAAGCACAGGGCCCACAAGACCCGACACGCCCACCGCCAGUGCAGCAUGAUGUCCCACGGCAGGGGCAAGGGAGCCCGUUUCAAAGUGCCCAAGUCCUUCCGGCGGUGGCUAGUAUCGCAGUACCAGGGCCCCAGCGGGUCUGGGGGCCCCAGCCAGGCAGCAGCAGGGGGGGCCCCCGGGGGCCCCAAGGCCCCGGGGGGCCUCGGGGCCGAGGCCGCAACUGGGGAGCGCCUGCGGAGGCUAAUGCUGGCCUCCGAGCCCUGGGCUAGUGUGGACAUGACAUUUACCGUCUCUGCAGAACAUUUGAACCGUCUCGAGGGCACCACGGACUCCACGCUGGAGCCCUGGCGGGUGGAGGCUGUGGGGCGGAAGGCCUCUCUUUCCGAGGCCACUUUGCUGGAUGUCAGGGCCACUUGGCUCAACUUAAACUUCAACGUGGCCCUCCUGGAUGCCCUGCUGGUCUACGGCUACGCGCUCAUAGGGGUUGUGGUUAGGCAGCGCACUUUGCUGCACCUCAACAGCCGCAGGCUCGGGCCCAAGCACUCUCCCGGGGGGCCCUCGGGGGCCCCUCCCCAAGGGGGGGGCCCCCUUGCCCGCGAGCCCAACGCCCCCACGCAGCACGGGGGAACACUUCGGAGGCCCGAGUCCGUCGAGACCCGCAGCGCCCGCGUAGGAGCUGCUGCGCCCACAGAGCGGGGGGCCUCGGAGCCGCGGGGGGCGCUGCAGCAGCAGCAGCAGCAGCAGCAGCAACAGUUGCAGUACCAGGGCCUCUGCGGCUCUGAGGGCAGCGAGCUGUCGCGCGCACUGGAGGCAGCAACAGCAGCAGCGGAGGUGCCCGGCUACUACGCAGUGCUGCGGCCAGACGGGACAGUUGUGGGCAGCAGCGGCUUCGACUUGUUUGUGCCUCUUGAGGAUGCAUUAUCUCUGGAGCUUCUGGGAGACCAUUUGCUGCAGCGGUCCUCAGUCCGCAUGUCCCCCUGUGCAGAGUUCGCAGGGGACCAGCUCAAAGAGGCGCAGCAGCAGCAGCAGCAGCAGCAGCAGCAGCAGCAUUCGCAACACACGCCAGCAGCCGCUCCCGAGGAGGCGGGGGAAAAGGACGGCGGAAGGCCUGCGCAGCUGAGCCAUCCCCAGCAGCAGCAGCAGCAGCAACAGUCUCACAUUUCUUCUACUGCAGCUUCUGCUUCAGAUGCAGGCAACCCCGCAGCAGGUCCCAUGGGCAAGGACCAAAACAGCAACAAUCCCCUGCUUUACAACUUGCUUGGCCAGCCGAUAGCCAUCAUGACAGACCUGCACGUAGAAGACGGGGCGGACGUGCUGAGCGGCAGCUGGAGCGUGGUGAAGGACCAGGGCAGUUUCUCUUUGCCUCUGGACGAAAACGGGAGAGUGUUGCCGUUUUUGGUGCGGCUGCGGCUGCUGAAUUACGUUUACGACUUGCCUUCGAAGAUCUUUUGCUUCACCACUGAGACCCGCGAAGUGGUUCGCCUUUCAGUUCCUGAGCAGCCGCUGCCCCCCACAAUUCACAUGCAGCACGAGACGGGUGCAGAGGGUGGAGACGAGGCCUCAGACGUUCUCCGGAAGAGGGCCCCCUUUGGGCGGGGGCCCCGGGCAGCAGGGGUUGGGAGCAGCAGCCACUACGCGAGCGAGGCCUCGGGCAUGGGGGGCCCCCCGAGGGGCCCCCAGAGGGGCUCGAGCGCCGCAGCCAGCGGCAGCCUCAAGAAGCUGCGGCGGCGCGGCUGGUUCAUCCCCUCCGCGCUGCCGCGGCCGCGGUCUUCAGUUUAUUUGCUGUGGAGGACUUCAGCGUUUGCCCCCAGCGGCGGCAGCCCCCGCCACGACUUGUUUCUUUCUUCUUGCGUCUCUGUGCGAAACGACACAGAGCUCUCGCUGGCCGUGCUGCCCACAGUGCCGGGCCCCACAGACGAAAGGACUUCUGUCUUCGCCGCAUUUCGCAAGAAGUUCGCAGUGCAGCCUUCGAAGCCCCCCACGGCCUCCAUGCCCCCGUUUGUGCGGGUGCUGGAGGCCCUGAAGCACCAAGACCGCAAAAGCAAAAAAAGACAGACUCAGGACCUUCACCAGCAGCAGCAGCAGCUCCGGACCUUCCCCCCAGUCCUCAAGCUCCCCGCCAUGGAGCACUACAUUGUUGAAGACCCCACCAGCACGGACAUUGGGCGCAAGUUUUCUAUGGUGGCGGACUGCCCCUCUUCGGACAGCGAGGCAGCAACAGCAGCAGCAGCCGGCAGCGCUGCAGCAGGUGCUGCUGGCGCCUCCGUCGCCUCAGCAGCAGCGCCAUUCCCCAGCGCCACCUCCUCCCAGGCCCAGGGCCGCGUCAAGUUCGCUGUCGAAGGCCUCAUGGAGCAGCACCACCAGCAGCUGCAGCAAAUGCUGCGCCGGCCCAGCCGCAGAGUCAGCGGCUCGACGCAGCCCGAAGAACAAGACUCCGGGAGUUUGCUGCGGCUGCAGGAGCUGCCGCUUGCUGCAGAGCAGGAGCCCGCAGCAGCAGCAGCUGGCGGGGCCACCCCGAGGGAGGGGGAGCACCCCACAGACCCACACUCUUUCAGCGAAGCCUCUCAGGACUUGAGGGAAGACAAGGGGGCCCCAGGCGCUGCAGCAGCCCCGCAAGAGGGGGGGCCCCCGGGGGCCCCCCUGAAGUCGCCUCGCGAAACCGAGGGCCUCCUGAGGCCCCACAAAGAACCCCGAAGAAACCACGGAAGAAGCCGCGAAAGGCGAGACCGCCGCAGCACCCACGCGGGCAGGGCCCCAGGCCACAAGCAGCAAGAACGCAUACAAGAGAAAGUGCCUUUGGCACUGGGCAUAGACUAUUUGGUCUUAGACCGCAGCGACCGCCAGCUGCUGCCGCUGCCCCUCUUCUGGCAGCUCACUGAAAACACCCCUCUCUGGUGCUGCCUCGCAGAACGCAUUCCCAAGUACAAACACAAACUCAAGCGUUUCGUCCUCAACCCCAAAAACGCCGACUUCCUCGCAGAAGAGAAGUCCCAAAGGGCCAUGACUGGCGCAAUGCUGGCCAAGUACAGAAACAAAAGAUCUGCGCUGCCCCCCAAACAAAUCCACAUCGGCGAUGGUGUGGCCCUUUCCGCCUCAGUCGUCGGCGUCGCCCUGCGCUCCCAAGGCGUGGCUCGAUCCAACGUGGAGGGACUUUUCUUCGAGGUGGUCUUAGAGCAUUGUCUUUGUGUUUGCAAUCGGCUGCCGCGGCCCAUCACCUUGCGCUUCUCCGCCCGCGACUGCAGCAACAUACUGCAGCAGCAGCAGCAGCAGCAGCAGCAGGUGGUGACGCUCGACUCGUUCAUCCCCCAGCCACCCACUGAAAUGCAGAUAGAAGCUGGAGAGGAAGUCUCGCUGCCUGCAGAUCCUGCCCACAUUACAGUUUACUUUGGGGCGAGAGUUUCGAAGCCUGUGGAAGUUGACUUCUACAACGCUGGGACCUCAGUGCAGCGGGUGGUGAUGCAGAACUGCAGCGAAGACAGCUCGACGCGGAGCGGGGCCUUCUCGGGGGUGGUGAAGGGCAGCCUGGAGCAGCGGCCGUCGCGGCAGCUGAGCGAAGGCACAGCGACGGACUCUGCAGAAGAAGGAACGGGAGACAAAGAGUCGGGGGGCCUCAGGGGCAGCGGGCUGAACGAGUGGGAGGCCGUGAAGACAGUGGAGCAGGAGGCGCUGCACGAGCCCGCGGCGCUGCUGCUGUGGGCUGAGACCACAGACCACAAUGGCGGCAGCAAAACCACCAGUUCCGCCACUGCCCAGCGCCUCUUCCACGGCACUUUCGUCAGGACUCUCACAGUCUUUGCGGACUUCUGGGUGGUGAACCGGACGGGCUACGUGCUGCUGCUGCGGAGGCACGGGAACGGAAGCCUGCAGUCUUUGCCGCCGUUUCAGCGCGUUGUGCUCUCGCACGACUUCGGGGCCUCGCGGCUGGCCGUGGGGCUGCCGGCCUCGCAGUUCGCACUUGUGCGGGACUUCGAACUCUACAGCAAAGAAGAACAGACGCGCCUGCGGCGCUGCCUGCAUGCAGCUCUUGCUGCGCGCAGCGACUCCGCGGCCUGGUCCCCCGAGUUCUUGCUGAGUGACAUGGGGGCUUACCAAAUCCAGCUCGAGCGCACGGAGACGAACCCCGUGCUGCACUACUCCGUCUCCAUGGGCAUUGCCCCUGCGCCCUUCUCCCGCACCACUGUGGUGGAGCUGCUGCCAGCCUACGUCUUAGUCAACGAAACUCAAAGGUGUCUUUGGGUCUGCGAGGCCCCCGGCGGGCCGGACUCCCGCUGCCACUUGCUCGAGCCCGGGACUCUUAUGGAGUUCCACCCCCAGGGCAAACGCCCCGUGUCCAUUCUCAUCACGGCUCUUCCCCAGAAGGGACUUGUCCGGAGACAGGCCAAGGUCAUUGUCUCUUGGGACAGCUCCCAGCCCGACGCCGCAGACCCCGCCGCCAGCAGCAGGACGCCGCAGCAGCAGCAGCAGCAGCAGCAGCAGCAGCGCAAACACAGCAAAGGGCUCAGUGAGCCGUCCGAGACCUCCCGCAGGAGCCCCCGAGGGCUGCCGGAGCCGCACAACAGGCCUACGAGCUUCCCGUCGGCCGCAGGCUCUGGAAUCCAGCAACAGCAGCAGCUGCUGCAGCAACAGCAGCAGCAGCUGCUGCAGCGAAAGCAGUCGGAAGUUUUCUCGGUGGCGGGGUCGCCGACGGCGUACACGGGGAGCCGCAAAGUCUCGCUGCAAAUGCAGAGCGGGGAGCGAGAAGGGGGAGAGAAUUUGCCUGUCUCCGCAGAAACAGCAGCGCAGCAAGAAAACAACCAGAGACUCUCGAGGGGCCUCGGCAACACGUGGCAGCUUUCUGAAGAAGAGGCCCCGGGGGAAUCCACAGUGGGGCUCACUUGGUCAGGGCCCGUGGACAUUGACAGCGCGCGGCUGGUGCAGGUGAGGCACCCGCAGGAGGUGAAGGGGCCCGAGGUGGUGGGGGGAGCUGCUGCAGGGCCUGCAGGGAGGCCCCUGGGGCGUUCGGGCAGCAGCAGCAGCAGCAGCAGCAGCAGCGCCUUCUGCCUCACGGAAGUGGAGGUUUGCCUCUAUUCUGGGGCCAAGUUCGUCCGCCUCCGAGAGCCCCCCAUCCCGGACUUCGUCUUAAUCAACAAAACUUCCUUUCCCCUCUUCGUCGGACAGCACGGAGUCCCCGCCUCCGAAGUUGUGCUUCCAGUGCCCCGCCAGCACUUGAAGAAAAGCUACGAGUUUCUGGGCAGGUCAGGCUGGGCCCGCGCUGCAGCAAGCAAGCGCUGCGCUGCAGCAGCAGCAGCAGCAGCAGGGGUGGGGGAGUGGUGGAGCGGCCUCAGAGGCAUGGGGAUGCAGCAGACAGCAGGGAAGCGUGGGAAUAGGGGGAAGCGUGGGAAUAGGGGGCUGCUGCUGCUAUUUUGCUGUUGCUUUUGCAGGUACGGCUUGCCUUUUGCGUUCUAUGACCCCACAAAGGAGAAGAAGCUUGAAGUCUGGAGAAUGUCUGCAGCCCCCCCUGCUGGCCACCGCCUCUCUGGCCGGCUUUCUCACCUGCACUCCCGGCUGCGCAGCAGCAGCAGACAAGGCAGCACAGCAAGGGCCUUCAACUCCAUAGUUACGAUGGGGGGCCCACCGGCGGGGAGCGGGGCUGGCCCGCACGCCUUCGGGAUGGCCCCCGCGGGGUCGCUGCAAAGUUUCCACGGCGGGCGGGGCCCCGUGCACCCCUCGCUUGCUGCUGCUGCUGCUGCUGCUGCUGAGGACAUGGCCCUCAGGGUGGACGGGGCCACUCUGCGGCGCAUCAGACGCGAAUAUGCAGAAAGCAUCAGUUUGAAGGCUUCCCACGGACAGCAGGGCCUCAUUCGCCUCGUGCUGCAAAGCAGUUCCGGCCCAGUCCUUCCGGGGGGCCCCCCGCCCCCAGUGGACCGGGUGGUGGUCUGCGUGAGGAGACCAGUGGUCAAGGGCAGCACUUACUUGGUCUUUUUCGAGGCCAGCCGGGCCUCCCCGGAGCUCCAGAGGGGACAGUCUCGAGGCCUUCUGGGGGGCGUGGGCCACGUAAUGGAACAAAUGCCCUGGGUGGAGAAGCCCGAGGCUCUUCUCAACAUGGGUGCAGAGAAUGCCUGGCGUUUUGCGGAGACUGGCGCAAACCAGCUGGAGAAGUACCUUGCCUGGCCUGCGGCGGACAUCUUUGACCUCCAGCGGCAGCAAAAGCACCCGUCCGCCGACUCGACAGCCGCAGCAGCAGCAGCAGCUGCUGCUGCUGCUGCGGCUGCUGGCGCUGCUGCUGGCGCAGGGGGUGCUGCUGCAGCGCCAGGAAGCAACCAGCCCUCGAGGAAACCCUCGACAGCAGAUGGCAGAGCCGCCCCGCCACCAGGGGAGUCCGCAGUGGAGGCCCACUCGGGCUCCCUUUUGGGCAACGGGGGGCCCCCCCUGAGGGCUGCUUCGGAGGUCCGCGGGGGCCCCCGGCCCUCCUGGAUUAUGCCCGACGGCUACUGGGGCGGCGCCAGUGAAGAGCGCCUGAGGCUGUUUGACCCCACUAUGGACCCCAGGGCCCGUGGGGUGGCCCCUCAGCGCAGGCGGCCGUGGCGUGGGGGCCCCCCGGGGGCCCCCGGGCGAGGCGGGAAGCUGGAGGCGGCGGGGGAAAGCGAUGAGGAGGAAGUGGAAAGGCCCCCGCUAUUCAGCAGAGACUUGAGCGUGAACUUGUUUGUGGUGGGGGCGGGGCUGUCGCUGAUCGACAGCAAGCCCGCAGAGAUCUUCUACGGCUCGCUGCAGCUGCUGCAGCUGGCCUUCAAGUCCAGCCAGGAAGGCGAAAAGCUGCGCCUGUCCAUAGGCUGGGUGCAAAUCGACAACCACGCGCCCAUGGCUUACUACCCAACAAUGCUGCGGCCCAUCACUGACAUGCGGGCUAGCUUUAGCCCCGACGAGGCCUCCUCGAGCUCCCCAAAGGCCUCCGCAGACAGCUCCCGGCACCUCAGUGCAGCUUCCACGGCCUCAGCUCCCCCAGCCCCCCUCAAGAGAGACCUCAGCAAAGAAGACUUGCCCGUGGGGGCCCAGGGCCCCCAGGGGUCCCCGGGCCCCACGGGCCCCGGGAUCCGGACCCCCAGGCCCCCCUCGCCGGGGCGCGUUUCCCCCCGCAUGGGGGGCCGGAGAGGGGCAGUGCCCUUCACGGCCCCCGGAGACCCCGGGGAUAACGAAGAACGGGAGGGGGAAGGGGGUGGGCUGGCGGCGCCGGGGGCCCCGGGGGCCCCCGGGGCCCCGGGGGGCCCCUUGCGGUCGUCGCUGGCCCUGCUGGAGCGGCGCAGGUCCGCGUCGCAGCUGCCCCUGGAAGAAGCCGAAGAGGCCCGCGCGCUGCAUGCAGAGGCCGAAGGGCUGAAGCUGCUGGAUGAAGAAGACGCAGUGGCGCAGCUGGUGCUGGAGAGGCGCAACACUGUGGACGGGAGAGGCCUCACAGUAAUACCCCAGUGCGUGCUGCGGCUGGCGCCCAUGUCAGUGAACAUUGACUUUCAGCUGGCCUUCGCGCUGCUGCUGUUUGUGGACGAUUUGCUGAGGACCACCGACCUGGACUUGCUGCAGCAAAGCGUCAAGGAGAUCCGAACCUCCGAGACCGACGCAGGCAGCCCCAGCUGGAGGGCCAUGCUCGGCCCUGUGGAAGGCGCCCUGGCAGAGGUGAUCCGCGGGAGCGGCGACGGAGCAGGGAAAGUGUACUUGGGAACUCUAGACGUGGGCCGGGUGGCUCUGGUGAUAAACAUUCGAAACAAACGGCAAGGCGCAGAAGAAGAAGAGCAGCCCCACAGCGAGCUGAUUCGCGGGGUGUUGGCCAUAAUGAAGUCGAGCCCUUACAUAAGCGACGCGAACUUGGUCUUCGCGCCCGAAGUGCACCAGAGCCUCUGCGGGCCCCUCGUAGUUCUCGUCUCCGACAUUCUCCAAACUUACAUCGGCCAGGCCAUCAAACAAAUCUUCCAACUCCUCGGCGCCGUCGACCUCUUCGGAAACCCCGUCAUCAUGUGCAAACACUGGAAGUCCGGAGCCCAGGGCUGCUUCUACGAAAUGCGCCGGGGGCUGGCCCUGUGGGGCACUCCGGGCUUUGCGUUUAUCUCCUUCGGGCGGGGCCUCGCGCGGUGCGGCACGGGCUUUGUGGGGGGCCUCUUGGACUCUUCAGGCCGGUUUUUUGGGUCUUGGUUUCAGUGCUUCGAGGCUUUGGCCCGCAACUCGGACUCCUACUCCGUAAUGCCUUUUGCCCAGGGCCAAGGGGGCUUCACGGACCAGCCGGGGAGCAUUGCAGAGGGGCUUGUCUCUGGGGGCAAGGGCUUUGCAUUUACCUUCGCACUGUCGCUGGCGAACUUCUGCGGCAAACCCUUCAAAGCCACGCAAAUCCACUUGGCCCAGCCUUCCCUCAACAGCAAAAAGGACAGGCUGCUGGCGGGGGGCAAAGGCUUCGCCAUUGGGGCUGCCUCGGGACUCAGCUCCCUCUGUUUUGGAGUUCCCUCUUCGCUGCUGCUGCUGCUCUCCUCCUCUUGCGUCGGCGCACUCAACCAAAUACAGGCAGUGCCCAUGUUGGAAUCAGUGCGUCCGCGGCGGGUGUUUUGCAUUGGCUGCUGGCGGCCGGAAAGCUACAGCUUUUCGCUGGCUGCGGCGCAGAGCUGCGUGCGGCGGGGGGCGCGGGCGCCGCCGGCGCAGCUGCUGUUCACAAUUCCCAUAUACAAGCAGCGGGAAGAGGGGGAGGGGAAGGCGCCCCCGCCCGGGGGGGAGCGGCUGCAGCGGCUGGAGCAGCGGCUGCAGCAGCUGGGCCGGGGGCAGCAGCAGCCGCGGCGGCGGCGCCCGCUGCUGUGGCUGGCCGUGGGGCUCCGCAAGCUGGGGCUGCUCGAAGGCAAACAUGUCAUCUGGAGCUGCUUCCGCGGCGACGUGGCCCAGCUGCAGGUUGUCAGGGCCUCCGCAGCAGAUCACAACAACCCCACCAAAGCCGUCGCUUUCUUCCUCAGCGUCCUCCACUUCAGGACCGACGGGAGGCCCCCCCCCGACGAGGGCCUCGCCAGAAACGUCCGAGAGGGCCUCAGACAAAGAGCUGAACUCGGCGGCAUGCAGGUGCAAACCCCCGCUACAAACAGCUCCAUCACCGGCAGCAGCAGCUACAGUAGCAGCACCAGUAGCAGCAGCAGCAGCAGCAGCAGCUACACCGACGAGGAGGCCACGGAAGACCUCGAAGACGAAUUCUCGGAGUCUUCGUCUUCCCUGUCCAACACUUUUGGAGGUCCAUUAUCCAGGGGCCCCUCAGCAGACCAGCAAGCACCAGCAGCAGCAGCAGCAGCAGGGAAAGCAGCAGCUUCAGGCAUCAAAGACAGCAACUGGCCAAAGAAGAGCGAAUCCAGUGGGCAGCAAAAAAGCAGCAUGAGAGAAACCCUCACUUCCCUUGUCAAAGGCUCCCGCCUGGGGGGCCGCGGCAGCUCUCUGCAGCCAGAGGGCUCUGGGGAGCAGCUGCAGCGCGAGUCCUCGGAUCCUCAGCAGCAGCCGCAGCAGGAGGAGCAGCAGCAGCAGCUGCUGCCGCAGCAGGGUCGGUGGAAAGUGCUUCGGCAGAGCAACGUGGGGAAGUGGCUCCUGGGCCGAGGCAAAACGUGGGAGACAGAUCCUAUGAAACAAACUUUCAUCUCCAGAUGGGUUGAGUUCCCCUCAGAGAUGGCCGCGCUGCAUGCAUUUGAUGUUCUCUCGCAGCUGCUGGACAGCCCCCCAGGCCAGGGGCUGACAGACGCCACCGUCUUUCCCCUCCCCUAG